Messenger RNA from Harmonia axyridis, 2324 nucleotides. Its product is annotated as cytochrome P450 9e2-like. The transcript is spliced from 6 exons. NCBI's taxonomy places the organism in Eukaryota, Metazoa, Arthropoda, Insecta, Coleoptera, Coccinellidae. The coding region runs from base 159 to 1745 and encodes 528 amino acids. Gene Ontology annotation, molecular function: oxidoreductase activity, acting on paired donors, with incorporation or reduction of molecular oxygen; heme binding; monooxygenase activity. The record is from RefSeq and is a predicted model, not a curated record.
UGAUUGAAAAGCUUUAUUUGGAAAAUUGAUAGGCUUAAGUCAUCCGACCUUGGGAACGAUAAAUAAACAUUGAAAACAUGCGGCUGUCAUCCAGUUGAUUCGAUCAUCAGUACAGUGUUGUUUGUUUGAGAGAGGAUGCGAACUUAAGUUAAAUAAAGAUGAUUGCAUUUAUUCUACUGUUAUCUAUACUGAUAACAUUGGUAUAUUUUUUGGCUAUCAAACCAUUCAAUUAUUGGAAAGAACGAAAUGUGAAAACAGGACGAGUGAUUCCUGUGUUUGGGGACAACUUUGGUGUUAUCUUUGGUUUGGAGAGCUUCAUAGAUCAAACUAGGAGAAUGUAUAAUACACUACCCAAUGAAAGGUAUUAUGGGCUAUAUCAAUUUUUUCUUCCUGCACUUGUUAUUCGAACUCCAGACAUCAUCAAGAAAUUGUGCGUGAAGGAUUUCGAAUAUUUCCUCAAUCGUAGAAACUUUGCAGCAGAAGGAACUGAUGUGUUAUUCUCUAAGAACCUGAUAAAUCUCAAAGGACAAUCAUGGAAAGAUAUGAGGUCUACCCUCAGUCCAACCUUCACCAGCAGCAAAAUGAAGUCAAUGUUUGUACUGAUUUGUCAAAAUGCAAACCUAUUUACUGAACAUUUCUUGGAGAAGAAAGAGGAUCUUAUUGAGGUUGAAUUCAAAGAUUCUAUAUGUAGAUUCACGAGUGACGUUAUAGCGAGUUGUGCUUUUGGUCUUCAGGUCGACUCUCUGAAAGAUAGAAACAAUACUUUCUUCAAAAUGGGUCGACAAAGCCUCGAUUUUACCAGUAUCAGACUAAAAAUUGCGUUUUGCUUAUUUCAGUUAUCACCAAAACUAGCUUCUAUUUUGAAAGUACCAAUAAUCUCCAAAAAAGUUCAAGACUUCUUCAUAAAUUUAGUAAAAGACACCCUAAGAAUGAGAGAAGAAAACAACAUCAAACGUCCCGAUGUCUUAGGCUUGCUUCUAGACGCUAGAAAAGGUCAACUGAAUACAAAAGAAGAUCAAGAAGAAGAGGACGGUGGUUUUGCAGUUGUAAAAGAACAAUUAGAGAUGAAGACUUCAAAUAUCGAACUAACCGAUUUGGAUAUUGCUGCUCAAGCCUUCAUAUUCUUCCUUGCCGGUUUUGAAGGAGUUGCAACUCUUAUAUGUCAAACUGUAUAUGAAUUGGCAAUAAAUCCAGACGUACAGAAAAAACUGAUUGAUGAAAUUGAUGAAAAUUGGCCAGAAGAUGACAAACCAUCUUAUAACAAAGUGAUGAACAUGACUUAUUUGGAUAUGGUGGUUUCUGAGGCUUUGAGGAAAUGGCCUAAUGGCAUUCUGACUGACAGAGUUGUUACGAAAGAGUACACAAUUGAACCUGAACUUCCUGGAGAAAAGCCCUUAACACUCAAAGAGGGUUCUAUACUGCUGAUCCCCAUCUUAGGAAUGCACUUCGAUCCGAAAUAUUUCCCAAACCCGGAAAAAUUCGACCCAGAACGAUUUUCACCAGAGAACAAACAUAAUAUCGAUCCUUAUACCUACAUGCCCUUUGGAAUUGGUCCAAGGAAUUGCAUUGGUUCAAGAUUUGCCCUCAUGGAAGUUAAGGCUUUGCUUUUUUACCUUUUCCGUCAUUUUGAAGUUGUGCCAAUUGAGAAAACUGAAAUACCGAUCAAAUUCAACAAAAAUGCUUUCGGUUUUAUUCCUGAAAAUGGAUACCCUCUUGGAUUGAAAAAAAGAGCGAUAGAGAAAUAGUAUUAUUAUUUUUAUGACAACAAAUCAAAUAGGUCUGUGCAUUUGCUUCAAGGAUGGAAGAUGAGAAAUUAAAUGUUAUAUGGUAUGCCAGUAUUAUCAUAUUGAUAUUUUUUGGGAUAGAAAUGCAAUGAAUGAAAUUCUCCUCCUGUCAUAAACAGUAUUCAAGCUGAUUCAUGAUUUGAUUGAUGCUAUGAAAAUAAAUAUAAAAAACCACAAAUAAACACAAUAUUAAAACCACGAUGUCAUGUGGUUUCUCAUGUCAAAAUGUAACGCUCGAAUUCUGUAUUAAAUUUAUAUUGACAUUAACAAUUUUCCAUGAUAAUCUUUGAUUUUGUUAGAGAUGUACCUAUAAUAAUAUUUCAUCAUAUUACCUGAAUUUAUCAUAUAUAGAAAUACUCUUAUAUUGUACGAAUGAUAUCAUUGAAAUUUAUCAGUUGUUCUUAAAAUUCAUAAUUUAACUUUGUGUUCAGAAGUGAAAAGGCUAUUUCAUCAUUUCGUCAAAAUUAUAGAGACUACAGAAAUAUUGUAUGAAUGAUAUCAAUAAAAUUAAUCAGUUAUCAAUCGAGUUGAUGACCGAUG